AAAUUUUAUUGCGGGAAUCAAACCUUUCGCUGUCACGAUGUGGAGUGGACGUGUACUUGUCUAUUUUAUAGCAGUCACCAUUUACCAUGUCGUCAUCUUAUGCACUUAGCACGCGAGGGGCAUGGCUUCAAACUGCUUCCAGCUAUGGCAAUUCAUGAUCGGUGGAGU
Messenger RNA from Phytophthora sojae, 168 nucleotides. RefSeq lists its product as hypothetical. The annotation marks the transcript as partial. NCBI's taxonomy places the organism in Eukaryota, Oomycota, Peronosporomycetes, Peronosporales, Peronosporaceae. Gene Ontology annotation, molecular function: zinc ion binding. The transcript has a single exon. The record is from RefSeq and is a predicted model, not a curated record.